AUGCACUUCCAAUCGCGCGUAUCCACAACCAAUGUUCACGAACUUCUCUUCGCCGACGACUGCGCCCUCAACAGCACCUCGGAAGAGGACAUGCAAGGGAGCAUGAAGCUCCUCUCCGCCACCCGCGAGAACUUCGGUCUGGUCAUCAAAACGGAGAAGACGGUGGUCAUGCGUCGACCGCUACCUAAAUCAGCCCCUCCCCAAAAUGCGCCACAGAUCAGCCUGAACGGAACCCAGCUACAAGUGGUGGAGAACUUCCCGUACCUGGACAGUACACUCUCCCGCAGCACGAAAAUCAACGGCGAAGUCGCCCGCAGUAUUUGGAAAGCCAGUCAAGCCUUCGGCCGUCUUCAACGCACAGUUGGGAAUCGUCAUGGUCUCCAACUCAUCAGGAAGCUAAAGAUGUACAGGGCCGUCAUCCUGCCGACACUGCUGUACGGAGCGGAGACUUGGAUGGUGUACACGAAACAAGUACGCCGACUCAACCAUUUCCACCUCAGCCGUCUUCGCCGAAUAAUAAAGCUGAGGUGGCAGGAUCGAAUCGCCGACACUGAUGUGGUGGAACGGACGGGAAUCCUCAGCAUCUACACCAUGCUGAGACAAAUGCAACUGCGUUGGAGCAACCACCUCGUGCGCAUGGACGACGAACGGCUACCCAAAAUUCCCUUCUACGGGGACGUCGCCACGGGUUCUCGCCACCAGAGAGGCCAAAUUCGCCGAUACAAGGAUAUUCUGAAGUUCCCCCUUAAGCGUUUGCAAACUAAAACGACUAAUUGGAAAGACAUCGUCCGCAACCGACCGACCCGGAGGAGGACAGCGAAGACAGGCGCUGCGAUCUACAAAGCCAACCACCUCGCCGCCGCCAAAGUCAAACGCGAAGCACGCAAAUCUCAGCUGUGUCCACUCCGCAACGCCGACUCAGAACCGCUUCCAACGUGUCCUCGUUGUCAACGGAGAUUUCGGUCACGAAUGAGAUUUGGUGGACACCUUCGAAUAAACUGCAUCACUCGUACCACACCAACCGUCGUGCCUCUGCCCGCCUCUUCCUCGUCCCCCACGCCGCCAACUAACUCUGACCGCUUUUCUGAUCCACCAUUCUCAUCCUCAUCCUCCUCCUCCGCCGCCUCCUGCUCCUCUUCCUCACACUCCUCCUCCGCUGUCCCAACGACGGCCGUUCUGGCGGCUGUCACGCACGCUAACAUUACACACAAUCCUGACACAACAACGAACACCACAACUAAAACCUCUGAAACCGAAGGCGACACCCAGGAUUACACCUGCCCUCACUGCAACCGCACCUUCACCUCACACAUCGGCCUGGUCGGUCACUUGCGAAUCCAUCGCACAGAGACCGGUGAACUGGCGCCUGGAACAUCAACCUACACCCACCGGACCCGCCUCCGCUGUCCACACUGCCCCGCACAUUCAUGCAUCGCAUGGGCCUAUUCUUCCACAUGCGUAUCCACUAGAGCGGAAUUGACCGCAGUCCCGACACACCCACCACGCCCAAACCCACCCUCACUCCGUCGCCCUGUGCACCAACCACCAUCACCACCACCAUCUCAACAACUGACACCGAUACCACCGACUUCCCAUGCCCUCAUUAUCUACGCUCAUUCGCCUCUCGAAUCGGCCUGGUCGCUCACUUGCGAAUUCAUCUCACAGAGACUGACGAACCAGUGCCUGAAACACCCACCUACACCCGCCGCAUCCACCUCCACUGUUCAUACUGCCACCGCACAUUCAUGCGUCGCAUGGGUCUGUUCGGCCACAUGCGCACCCACGAAUACCUGCGGUUGA
Messenger RNA from Spirometra erinaceieuropaei, 1800 nucleotides. The record is from the annotation of a GenBank genome assembly. Lineage: Eukaryota; Metazoa; Platyhelminthes; Cestoda; Diphyllobothriidea; Diphyllobothriidae.